Molecule: messenger RNA, 1776 nt
Organism: Anoplophora glabripennis (Asian longhorned beetle)
Lineage: Eukaryota; Metazoa; Arthropoda; Insecta; Coleoptera; Cerambycidae
Exons: 5
Coding region: 63-1685 (540 amino acids)
Source: RefSeq, a predicted model, not a curated record
GCGUCAUCUAACCUUAUAAAUAUUUGUUUGUCUUAAAAUUAAAAUAAGCCAAAUUUAUAAUCAUGGAAUCAUCAAACGAAGCUGACUUAGAUGUGGACAUGGCAGAAGUUAAAAGAGUUCUAGAUGAUGCAAAUAUGUUUGAACCCAAUAUGUCAAAGGAUAAUAUGUUGUCCUAUUAUAAAGUUUUAAUAAAUUCAAAAAGUACUGCAUCGGAAGAAGAUCAUACAAGACGACUCAACGAAAGUCAGGAAGAACUUAUGAGUCUUCUUGAAGAAGAAAAUGUAGAAAAUACUCCAGCGAAAAGUAAAGAAAAGCCAUUUAUACCAAAGGCCUGGACUUCGGAAAAGAAACCUUCAGAAAGUGCCUUGGAACAUAAUAAUAAUGAAAAUAUUUUAGAAGAUAACAUAGAUGAUAUAAUUAAUGAUUCGCCUAAAGAUGCCACUAAAGUGACAUUUGGUUUUAAUGAAAUGGCAAAAGAUUCAGAAUACACCAUAACCUUAAUUACUCAUGAAUUAAAAUUUGUACCAAUACAAAGUACAGCCAAAUUUUUAAACGCUGGAACAGCUUUAAAAGCAAAAAUGUUGUAUGCGUACCACACAAAAAUGAAUAAAAUGAAGACAGAAUUGGCAAGGACAUCUUUUUAUCCAGCUCCCCUGCCCAAGAUUACGAGUACAACAGAGACUUUCCCAAGCUUUUCUGACAGUGAUGUCCCAGCAACUUAUACUUGCCGUUCUGGACGUCAGACGAAAAGGAAAGUUUAUAACUACGAUGAUGACGAUGACAGCUUAGAUGGUAUUACUAACAAAAAAGUGAAGAAUUCAGAUGAACAGGAGUGGUUAAAUAAAUCAACUCCAAUUAAGAGCACUGUGCGAACACAUAAAAAGCAAGAAACUAAUAAAAUUGGUGCAGAAUUUAAGACUGAAUCUGAAGAUAUCAAUAAAGAAAAGAAAAAUAUCCCGAAAAAGGAAACUAGAACUGCUUUGUCUCGAAAAUUGUCUAAUGCGGAAAUUAUGAAACGUAGUAAUAUAUUUGGUGAUUUGCCAAAGCGUAGAUGUGAGGCGAUGUUUGACAAAUUAAAAGAAGAGGAAGAAAAGAAGGAGAAAGAGGAAAAAACUAUGGAGGCAUUUAAUAAAACCUUGGAAAAAUUAGAUGAAGAAAAUAUUGAGGCCUCAUCGAAUGAAGAAAUUAUUACAGUUGAAGAUGAGGAAUUCGUUAAAAGAAGGGUCGUUCCUCCUUUACCAAGAAAAUUAAUCAACAGAAAAAGACACAAUCCUGAAGGUUUGGCACCUCUCGACAUAAAAGUGAACUCACCAAUUCAAAAGAAAGAGUCCUCUCGAGAGCAGAAUGACACAAUCCAAGAAAAUGAUACCCCACCAAAAUCGUAUUUGAAAAAAAGACCUGCCAUUCGUAAAACAUCAACAUCGGAUUCCACUGAACCUCUACCAUCUACCAGUCGAACUUCAAAGACCACGACAACUAAUACUGUGAUCUGUCCUAUCUGUAACGGUUCUUUCAAGGAUAAAGUAAUUAUGGAUCACGCAGCUACCUGUGGAGAAGAUCCUACACGUUCGAAGUCCAAAAUCUCUAGAAUAACUUGUGAGAUUUGUGAUAAAGUCGUCGAUAUGAACACUGAAUACGAAGUUCACGUGAAAGAUUGUAUUCGAAAGAAAAAGGAGAAGGACUAACUAGGCAAUACUUAAUUACUUUCAUUGUUAAAGAAAACUUGUUUUAAAAUCAUAAAUGAGGUUUUGAAUAAUUUAUUCGUGUCGUAAGAUG